Messenger RNA from Pecten maximus, 6789 nucleotides. Its product is annotated as polypeptide N-acetylgalactosaminyltransferase 2-like. The transcript is spliced from 14 exons. The record is from RefSeq and is a predicted model, not a curated record. Gene Ontology annotation, cellular component: Golgi apparatus. Bases 36 to 1802 code for a protein of 588 amino acids. NCBI's taxonomy places the organism in Eukaryota, Metazoa, Mollusca, Bivalvia, Pectinida, Pectinidae.
CCUUACAUGAUGAAGUAAAACAGGACACCACCUCGAUGUUGCGACGAAAGUAUCGGUUUGUGCUGUUCCUCGGGACGAUAUGGAUAGUAGGGAUUGUUAUUUAUGCAUUUAAAUCCUACAACAGCCCGAAGUCCAGGGAGGUGCGAGAUUUCGAUGGAGUUUUUGACGAGAAACAGAACCAUAUUGAGAUGGAUAUGGGGUUCAAAACACCAGAUAUGCCCAAAAAGAUCAAACCACCUAUCGUAGGUCACAGGGCGAAGCAGUCACAGGGUGGCAACCUGAUGCUCAGUGACAGCCCUAAUGAUGUAGAUUGGCAAGAUUUCGAUGACAAGGCAUACAUUGACAAGAAACGUUGUACGGCAGGGCAGGACUGUUACUCUGCAAACAAAUUCAAUCAACUGGCCAGUGACAAUGUCAAGAGUAGUCGUCAUGUAAUGGACACACGCCACUCCAUGUGUAAAUCUGCUGACUUCGCCACAGACCUACCCCCCACUACAGUCAUCAUCACCUUCCAUAACGAGGCCAGGUCCACUCUCAUCCGUACUAUCUUCAGUGUUUUCAACAAAAGUCCGGCUCAUCUCAUCACAGAGAUUAUACUAGUGGAUGACUUUAGUGAUGAUACAUCUGAUGGCUUGGAAGUGGAGAAGAUCAAGAAGGUGAAGUUGAUUCGUAACAACAAGAGAGAAGGGCUGAUGAGGUCAAGAAUCAAGGGUGCUGAUGCUGCCUCUGCAACUGUGCUGACUUUCCUUGACAGCCAUUGCGAAUGUAACGAGAAGUGGCUGGAGCCACUUUUGGAGCGUGUGGCCGAGGAUAAACAUCGCGUAGUAAGUCCAAUCAUUGAUGUAAUCAACAUGGAUAACUUUGAAUACAUUGGAGCAUCAGCUGAUCUCAAGGGAGGUUUUGACUGGAAUCUUGUUUUUAAAUGGGACUAUAUGACAUAUGAAGAAAGAAACAAGAGGAACAGCAAUCCCAUAGGGCCAAUCAGAACGCCAAUGAUAGCUGGAGGCUUGUUCACUAUUGAAAAGAGUUGGUUUGAUGAGCUUGGAAAAUAUGACAUGAAAAUGGAUGUUUGGGGUGGUGAAAAUCUAGAGAUAUCCUUUCGAGUGUGGCAGUGCCAUGGAUCACUGGAGAUCAUACCCUGUAGUCGAGUUGGACAUGUUUUCAGGAAACAACACCCAUACACCUUCCCAGGAGGAAGUGGCAAUGUGUUUGCUAGGAACACCCGGCGAGCAGCUGAGGUGUGGAUGGAUGAGUAUAAGGAGUUCUACUACGCAGCUGUGCCCUCGGCUCGCAUGGUUUCCUUUGGAGACAUCUCAGAGAGGUUGAAGCUGAGAGAAAACCUGCAAUGUCAUUCUUUCAAGUGGUUCCUGGAGAAUGUUUACCCAGAGCUCAAGGUACCAAACACCCAGGAUGUGGCGUUUGGCUGUAUCCAGCAGGAUACCAUGUGUGUCGACACGUUGGGCAAUUUUGCUGAUGGCACACUCGGUGUCUUCCCUUGUCACUUUGCUGGAGGAAACCAGGAAUUUUCACUUGGCAAAGAUGGAAUGAUCCGACAUCUUGACCUCUGUUUGACCUUGACAUCAACAUCAGAUGGCAAUACCAUCAAACUCUAUCAGUGUCAGGAAAACAACAAUUUACAGGUGUGGAUGCGGUUCAAUGAAGAUGCGAUGCUGAAGAGUAAACACCUGGAUCUAUGUCUGGACAGUCGAGAAGUACAGACAAAGAGUAAGGGGCUCACUGCCAACAAGUGUGAUACAGAAUCCUCCUCACAGCGGUGGAGCUUCCAGGUUUCCAGGAACUGAGGACCAAUGUCGCGGCAGUCUAAAGCUUUAAAUGUGAUAAGGUCUGCCAAAAAGUCAAAUGAAAUCCAAGUUGUAUCAAUUUUCCAGGUUUUGCCAUAAUUGUGUGUUACAGCUUUACUACAUCUCAGGGUCCUGUGUUAUAUGUAGCUUGUCUGGUAAAUCUCAAGUUAUCUCCCCCUCACAUACUAUUGGUAAAUGUCCAGUUGUCUCCCCCUUACAUAGAAUUGGUAAAGGUCUGGUUGUCUCCCCUAACAAUACAUUGGCAAAUGUCCAGUUGUCUCCCCCUAACAAUAUAUUGGCAAGUGUCCAGUUGUCUACCCUAACAUAGAAUUAGUAAAUGUCCAGUUGUGUCCCCCUUACAUAGCAUAGGUAAAUCUCCAGUUGCCCCCCCUCCCAUAUUGUAAAUCUUCAGUUGUCCUCCCCUGAUAAAUCAUAGGUAAAUAUCCAGUUGUCUCCCCUUUACAAUUCAUUGGAAAAUGUCCAGUUGUCCAUCCCCCUCCCCUUAGCAUAAACAAAUCUGUGGUUGUCUCCCCGUUACACAUCAUAGUUAGAUCUCCAGUUGUCUCCCUGUCUCCUCCCUCACAUAGCAUAGAUAGAUCUACAUAGGGAGAUCUCUACUUGUCUUCCUCUUUCAUUGCAUCAAAAGAUGACUUUGUAACUUCUCCUCCUCUCUAUCAAAUACAAAAUCCAUAGUAAUUAUGUGUAUGGCACACUUAUGCACAUAACAAAUACGAAACACAGGCAGAGUUUAGUACAAAUCCGUAUUUUUACCAUGGCCAGUAGCAGUAUUUAUUGAGGAAGAACUACGAGAUUUACCAGACACUGGUGUUUGUUCCAUGUGAUUUUAAAGCUGGACUUCAAUCCCUGCUGUGCAGGAGUUUUGGGACGUAUCAAUGUUUGUAAAAGUGAUAUAGAAUAAAAUAUAUUAUCCUACGGUCUAAUGCUGCACCCAUUGUGUAAAUGAUGCCAUAAUCAAGGUAUUAGAUAGUGGUUAACAGUUUCCAUGGAUUCAACAAAAUGUGAUUAAAGUGUGAUUGGGAAUACUGUAUAAACGUUUCAUUACUAUAGGACACAAACAGUAUUGGAAUUAGCAAUCAGUUGUGUUCCAGUUUGAAAUAUUAUGUUGCUAUAGGCUAAACUUCAUUGUACAGCUAUUUAGAAGAUGCUCAAUUUGCAAGGCAUUGCCUAAUGAUUUGGAGAAAGGGGAUACUACAAUAAAUAAUUAGAUCUGAUGGCUAGUCGAGUAAUUUAAGUUGUGUAGUAGUGCAUUAGUAGAAAGAACACAGAUAUCUAUUGAUAUAUCUUGUGAGGAGGAAUGGGCAUUAUCAGAGUGUGGUCUUUCAUUGUAUCGAAUUCACAUUAAUGUUGAGUAACAAAUCUAGGACCAAUUUUAUAAUCAUACAUCCUGAUCCCUCAUAUUCCAUAAUUAAGUUAUUAAUCACUUUGGAACCAAAAGGAUUAAUACAUUUCCAUUUUCUACACAACCUUGUAAACCAUCAUCAAUUUUACAGUUGGUCACGCCAAACUGGCCGACUCGGUUAUACCUGUGUGAUGGAGGGUAAACAAAUCAUCAUUACUGACAUAUCCCUAUUCAUUUUUAUAAAACAUUGCUCAGUAUGUUUCUAGGAACUGGAGGCGUUUUAGUGAUUGUAUCAAACAGUUCAUAAAAAAGUAGGUGAUUGGCUAUAGACGAUCCAUUAUCAAUCCUUUGGUCAAAUUGUGUAUUGGCGAUCCAUUAUCAAUCCUUUGGUCAAAUUGUCUAUUGGCGAUCCAUUAUCAAUCCUGUGGUCAAACUGAAGCCAGGACCAAGUGGCAUGUUAUAAUUUUAGCUUGACAAUCAUAAAUAUAUUUAGGUUGUUUGCUCGUUACUGCAGUUUGGCAUUUACCAUAUAGUAAUUAUUAAUGUUGGUUAUCUAUGAUUAGUCAAUACAGAUGUGUUUAUAUCCCCAUCCCUACAACGAACUUAAAUGGUUAUGCUGUCUGUUGAUGGAAGUUUGUAGAUUUUGUCAGGGGUUGAACAUGUUUCAGUAAUUUUUUUUUUUUUUUUUUUGAAAUUUGGUUUUAAUUUUUUUUAUUGUGUAUUCUUUUGAUGCAUUAUAAAGGAAGACAACAAUUUUAUCUGCCCCCAGCAUCAAUGUAUGUGUAUUGUCAUUGAUGCAUACAAUUUUGAAGAUUUUGAAGUGACUAACUCAGUAUCAAACAAAAGAAAAGCAAUGUACAAAAAACUUAAUUUACUCCAAGAUAAAAAACUGAAAAGAAGAUUAGCAAGGAAUUCAAACCAUAUUUAAGUGUUUUCAUGUGAAAAUUACCCGAGACCAAAUGAAUAUUCUUUGUGCAACUCACACUUCAUAUUUCACAGAUUUUAUCUAGUAAUUAGGAUUGAUUUCCAUUUCGUUUUGGUUUUAUUUGUAUAUAUAUCGGAGAAUAUCGUAAGAAUUUUAAUUUAGCUUCUGUUGAGUAAAAACCAAUAACACAGAUAACAUAUACCCUGUAAGUGCCCACUUAUAUAAUUUUUGUUUGUUAGAUAUUAUUAAAAAUGUUGAAAAGAGACUUUCUGAAAAUGAAUUUCCUGAUAGGAACAUAACCUUUCACAAAAGAAUUCAUAAACAGUGUGUUUGGAGAGGAGGGGGAAAUGUCAUAUCAAGGUCACGUACAUGUUUGAAAGUCUAACUAAUGCCCAAUGUAAACCCAAUGUUAUACCUUGUGUCCUUAGCAUUCCUAGUAUUACCUCCCCUAGAUGUUUAACUUUAUAUUAAGUUGUUUAUUAAUUAUAUAAUUUAUUUUCAGGAUAGUUUUAUUUUUACUUGAAAAUAGAUAUGAUUUAAUUAGAUUAACGAAAUAGUAUGUGUUGUUAAAUCUAAACAUAUGUAUGUUUUAUUAGUAGUGGAGGUUGUUUGUGAAUAAUCAGCAGGCUGUGAUGUUUAUCAGCUGCUACUAGUAGAUCACCAGUAGAUAGAUAACCUUUAAGAUAAUGGACAUUUCAGUUCACUAAUAUAUCAUAUUUAAUCCCUAUAAUAUAUUAAAGCCAGCACAACACACAUGAAGAGUAAAAAAAAAAAAAUAUUAGAAAUGAUAAAAGUAUUGAAAAUGUCAAGAAUUUCUAAUUAUGAAUGAAAUGUAUGAAAGGUUUUAUCUUUAAUAUCAACGUAUGGUUUAAAGAAAACAGAAUACCAAACUUAAUUGAAUUAUGAUUUUUUGCUGACUUCUCAAGCUGUAUUGACAGUAAGAUAGAGUGUAACAGGUGCCCUGAGGGACCUAAUGGUAUGUAACAUGGAUUCCAUGCCAUUAUGUGUCUUUGCCUUUUACUUGUAUGCUUGAUAAACAUUCAUCGCAGGGUAACUGUUUUGGUCCAUAAAAGUUUCCAUUGGAUUUACUGAAAUAUCUUUGCUAAGGAACUUUCUUUCCAUUCUGCAAUGCUGAAUAUUGAUGGACCUGGGGCCUGUUUGAAGCUUCAAAUAAGAGUUAGCAAUUAUUUUGCACAUUAGAAUAAAUUUAGCCCAAAGGUCAAACACAAUAUUAUUCAGAGAAGCUAUAUCUCCAACAGACAGUAAUUGUGAUCAUUGAAAAAACGAAAAAGCUAAUAUGUUUUAUACCAAAUGUUGCAUACAUUACGAUAUAAAGACAUUAAACAUUUGAGCUUCUAAUUUGAUGUUUUGAAUUUAAAUUGAAUAAAUAAUAAUUGCAUUGCAAAUAAAGUCUAUUAAAGCCAGUCUCUAUAUUUUGUAUUUAACUUUCGUUUUUAUAAAUAUUGAUCAUUAUGAGGAUGCUGCUGUUAUUUGUUGGUGUUAAUUAUACAGUAUUAUCAUAUGUAACCCUGUAGGUCUGUUACUUGUCAUCACUAACUGGCUGUAAUAUUGUUUUACCUAUUAAGAGAAUGAUUGAUGCAGCAGUGAGUCAUCUAUGUGUUGCAUGUUUACAUGUUUAUAGGUAAAGACGAUUGUCUCCCUUGAUUAAAUUUUUACAAUUCACUAUAAUAUCAGCCUUAUGCACCUUCUAAAACUGUUUUGUUCCACAUAUCAUCAAAUUUUGGGAGAUUUGCAUGAUGUACACAAUAACAUGAAUUUGGACAUGUUUUUGUAAACUAUAGGACUUGUGAGUGUUAAUGUUAUUAAACUGUAUACCUGGACAAGUUAAUUACAGGUAAGUUCUGUGGUGAUAGUGAGUUUUGUCAAUUUUACAUAUCUCUCUGUCAUUGUACUUAACACCCACCUAUGUACAUUUUCUUAUACACUAUAUCAAGAGUAAGACUGCUUUAACUACUGUUUUUAAUUAUUUUAGUGUGAGAGCUUUAAUUUUGAUUUGUAUUUUUAUAGUCUGUUAUUUAACCAAAGUCUCUAAAGCUAAUAAGGGUGAUGGGAGAGUGUUGGUUCACCGGAAGUCACACGUGAUCCGUCAGAAACUCUGGUGCCAGCACCAAAAGGGCACGGACCAAAAGAUGCCCGUGGCUGUUAUAUAUUGAGGAUAAAGGACAUAAUAUGGUUUAUAGCUCUGUGAAAAGGAUAGUUUUUGCAGUUAUAGAUGUAACACAUUUCAAAUUCUAGACCAUUGUGAUAGCAUCAGUUUACUUUUUAUUGUCUUGAUGCAGCAGGUCGAUGGUGCUGCACUCUAUGUAUUUCCAACCUCAAGCGCUGCUAUUUUUAAGUCGUAAUCUUUUAUAGCAGGAUACACAUAGUGUAACUUUGUGUACCAUUACACCAUCCAUGUAUCAGACUAGCUUGUUGACCUUGUUACUGACGCCAGAAGCACAGAUCUAAACAAUAGGAAUACAUUUUAUCAUACUUCUCUAUAUGUGUGGCUUGUCCUGUUAGAUGUGUGACUGUUGUAUGGAUGUGUUUUGCAUGUUUUAACGCAGUAUUUUUUUAAAACAAACUUGUCUCGUGAAUUAAAAUUAACGACUUAAUCAUUGUAUGUGUUAAACUGAAGUUUAUUUUGGUGGUAGUCUUCAUGGAAACGUUUUUUCUUGACAAUAAAAUAUGCUCAGUAACAA